UUUUUACAGAGAAAUGUGAGUUCUAGUAUCGGAGAAAAUAGACCAAUUCAAUAGAUAGAUACAGCAUCCAUAAUACAGGCAGCUGCCUUAAUUAAAAUUAGGGCCUUUAACACUGCUACAGUCCACCUCUAUAUAGCGUGUACUGUAGAUCUGUGCAUGCACUGCUUAAACGCGUGUACUUUUGUUUAGAACACUGCACACUGCAGUGUACACUUCUAUUGUACAUUACACAACGUGUACAGUUGUUAUGUACACCUAACAACACAGUGUAUUAAUGGAUAAAUUAGCGUUGAUGUCUGGUGCUCUUUUCCUUGCUGCAGAUAUAUUUGCAGUUACAAGCUUAGCAAUGCCUGAUUGGAUUACAACAGAGGUUGGAGGAAGUACUCGGUUAGGGUUAUUACAAUCUUGUUUAACUGUUUACAACCGACCUUCGGUCUGCUAUACUCCGGACCUAUCAACAGAAUGGUGGAUUACACUCAUAUCCAUUCUAUCAGGUUGUGGAUGUAUAACUACAACUCUAGUUCUGUUACUAGCUUCUCUAUGGGGGGGAGCAACCGCCCUAUACGCUAAAUGGGUUGGAUUCGCAGCAGUUAUAUUCUUCUGUAUUGCUGCUGUAAUGUUUCCUGUGGGGUUUGCUAAUCAGGAAAUUGGUGGCGCUCCUUACCAACUACCUAACUCGUAUCAAGUUGGAAUCUCCUACAUUUUCUUUGUUAUGGCACUCUGGACAACUGUUAUAUCAGAACUGUUUGCGAGUAAAAUAUGUUUACCACAUUUUUAAAAAAAGGAAAAAAGGAAUUUCAUUGUGAACUAUUUCUGGUUUCCGAUUUAGCAAUGUAAAACAAUGCUUAAGCUGUGAUAUUUUCUAUAAAGUCACACUGUGACUUUACAAUAUACAUAAAAUGUUUAAUGUAAUGUAACGAUCAAAUUAUUUGUAGCGAUGAGAGAAUCUAAAAACACUUGUUAGAAAUCAGCUGUAUUGCUUUGUUCCCUAAACAUAGUGCUAAGAUUUCUGAGUUUUAUUUAAUUUAAAAUUCAGUUUUUAAAGAAAACGUUAAGUGGCUUUUCAGAAACUAAAUUUAAUGGCGAAAAUACUCUCAAUUCUUCAUUCUUGAUGUAAUGAUUGUAAUUGGCUUAUUAUUUUAUGUUCUUUGAAUACAUUGGAUUUAGUAAAAUAUGUAAGAAAGUAGUAACAUGAAGUUUUUGAG
This is a messenger RNA of Eurytemora carolleeae, 1205 nucleotides long. RefSeq lists its product as uncharacterized. Bases 275 to 778 code for a protein of 167 amino acids. The transcript has 5 exons. Lineage: Eukaryota; Metazoa; Arthropoda; Copepoda; Calanoida; Temoridae. Gene Ontology annotation, cellular component: ciliary membrane; Golgi apparatus. The record is from RefSeq and is a predicted model, not a curated record. Gene Ontology annotation, biological process: negative regulation of smoothened signaling pathway.